This is a messenger RNA of Aureobasidium subglaciale EXF-2481, 2198 nucleotides long. RefSeq lists its product as uncharacterized. The record is from RefSeq and is a predicted model, not a curated record. Gene Ontology annotation, cellular component: membrane. Gene Ontology annotation, molecular function: phosphate transmembrane transporter activity. The coding region runs from base 268 to 2001 and encodes 577 amino acids. The transcript has a single exon. NCBI's taxonomy places the organism in Eukaryota, Fungi, Ascomycota, Dothideomycetes, Dothideales, Saccotheciaceae. Gene Ontology annotation, biological process: phosphate ion transport; transmembrane transport.
CAGUCCGCUGAUUGGAUCCCGACCCAAAGCGCCACAGUCUGGGCCUGCAACCAGUUGAGGAACAAGCAAACACCCGUCUGACAGCCAAGUCGGAUGGUCGAGUAAAGAUGCUGCAGAUAAAAGAAGGCAGCUGCUCACCUCAUCCCUGUUCGACUCGUCCAUCAUCAGCCAUUCACUCCUGAAGACAGAUCGUUCACAGUCAGAUCUUUCUGACUACUUUCCUCUCACAUUCGUUGCUUCUAUCUCUUAGAUAGUAAUUCGACAGCAAUGGCCGCCGCCGCUCCUCACAGAACCGCAGGUGGAAACGCUGCUUUCCACAACUUCCACAAUGACUUCGCUCACAUCGAGGACCCCAACGAGCGCCGCAGACUCGCUCUUGCAGAGAUCGACAAGGCUCCCUUCGGCUGGUACCACGUCCGCGCCGUCAUCGUCGCCGGUAUUGGUUUCUUCACUGAUGCAUACGACAUCUUCGCCAUUGGUCUCGUUACCAACAUGUUGGGUGUCGUGUACUGGCAAGACGCCCCCGGCAAGCUCGCCGGUAAGAUUCCCCAGAACUCCGAUACUGCCAUCAAGGUCGCUACCUCUGGUGGUACCGUCAUUGGUCAGGUCGGUUUCGGUUGGCUCGCCGAUGUUGUCGGUCGUAAGAAGAUGUACGGUCUUGAACUCAUGAUCAUCAUCUUCGCAACUCUCGCUCAAGCUCUUUCUUCUGACUCUCCCGCCAUCUCGAUCGUCGGUAUCAUCAUCUUCUGGCGUGUCCUCAUGGGUAUCGGUAUCGGUGGUGACUACCCUCUCUCUUCUAUCAUUACCUCUGAAUUCGCUACCACAAAGUGGCGCGGUGCCAUGAUGGGUUCCGUCUUCGCCAUGCAAGGUAUCGGCCAGUUUGCUGCUGGUAUCAUCGCCCUCAUCGUCACUGUCGGUUUCAAGGAGUCCCUCCAAUCUGGAAAGAACGCCGCCGCUUGUGAUGGCGUUUGCCAGCUUGCUGUCGACAAAAUGUGGCGUGUCAUCAUCGGUUUCGGUGCCGUUCCUGGAUGUAUUGCUCUCUACUACCGUCUUACCAUUCCCGAGACUCCUCGUUACACUUUCGAUGUUUCCCGCGACAUUGUCAAGGCCGAUUCUGAUGCUAAGGCUUACCUCAACGGCAAGGCACACGGCAACCCCGAUGAGAUCACCCACGUCCAGACUCGCGAGGCCACUGCUGGUCAGCUAGAGAUCCCCAAGGCUUCAUGGGCUGACUUCUGCCGCCACUACGGUCAGUGGAAGAACGCUAAGGUUCUCAUCGGUACUGCUGGCUCAUGGUUCUUCCUCGAUGUCGCUUUCUACGGUGUCUCGCUCAACAACACAGUUAUCCUGACUGCUAUCGGCUACACCGGUGGUAACAACAUGUACGAGAUCUUCCACAAGAACGCUAUCGGUAACUUGAUCAUCGUCUGCGCUGGUGCCAUUCCCGGAUACUGGGUCACUGUCGCCCUUGUCGACACCGUCGGUCGCAAGCCUAUUCAGCUUAUGGGUUUCACCCUUCUUACCAUCUUCUUCUGCAUCUUCGGUUUCGGCUACAACGUCAUCGGCACUGGUGGCAAGCUUGGUCUCUACAUUCUCUGCCAGUUCUUCUUCAACUUCGGACCCAACGCUACUACCUUCAUCGUUCCUGGAGAGUGCUUCCCUACUCGUUACCGUUCCACUUCCCACGGUCUUUCUGCCGCCUCCGGUAAGAUCGGUGCCAUCAUCGCUCAGGUCGUUAUCGGUCCUCUCCGUGUCCGUGGCGCCACGGUCCCCGGCACUUCUCCAUGGCUCAACCACGUCCUCGAGAUCUUCGCCCUGUUCAUGUUCUGCGGUAUCUUCACCACCCUUCUCAUCCCCGAGACCAAGCGCAAGACCCUCGAGCAGCUUGCUGGUGAGGUUCCUGGUACUCCCGAGUACGACGAGAACACCCACGGCGCCGCUCAGAACAAGACCUCCGAGGACUACUCUGAGACCAACCACGCCGAGAAGUCUGCUGUCUAAGCCAAGAUUUGCUGAUGUUACUUUUCCGAUAAAAAUGUUCAUGGUGUAAAUAAACAGGACGCCCAAGCGCUGGGUUGAUGUUCUAUUCUUUCUUACUUUUCGUACAUAACGAUGUGGUUUCUUGGUUGUAGCCUCUUUUGAUACUUAAUGUUAUAACAACCUUCACUUUGCAAAUUACCUUUUCACUCAUGUUGUGC